CGUGACGGAAACGGAAAGCCUCUGGAACGAUGGCGGCUGAAGGGGACGUCGAGCUGGAGUUGGAAGCGGAGCCAAAUGGCUCGGCUGGCGGCGGGGACGGCGCCGGGGGACGGCCGGCCGAGAAGCCACGGAAGCACGACAGCGGCGCGGCUGACCUCGAGCGCGUCACGGACUACGCGGAGGAGAAGGAGAUCCAGAGCUCCAACCUGGAAACGGCUAUGUCAGUAAUAGGAGACCGAAGAUCCAGAGAGCAAAAAGCGAAACAGGAGCGGGAAAAAGAACUGGCCAAAGUCACCAUCAAGAAGGAGGAUUUGGAGUUAAUUAUGAAUGAGAUGGAGAUAUCCAGGGCAGCGGCAGAGCGCAGCUUGCGUGAACACAUGGGGAAUGUAGUUGAGGCACUGAUAACCCUCACCAACUGAGAGCCAUCUACUGUAUAUAUUUCUAUGGACAAAGGGAAGAAACAGCUUUGCAUUGGUCUUCUUUGCACAGAUUGUGUGCUGCACCCCACAUUUUAAAAUUAUUGGAAUAAAUUUGCCAUUCUUGAGCUUA
Molecule: messenger RNA, 549 nt
Organism: Elgaria multicarinata webbii
Lineage: Eukaryota; Metazoa; Chordata; Lepidosauria; Squamata; Anguidae
Gene: HYPK
Product: huntingtin interacting protein K
Exons: 4
Coding region: 30-419 (129 amino acids)
Biological process (GO): protein stabilization; negative regulation of apoptotic process
Source: RefSeq, a predicted model, not a curated record